This is a messenger RNA of Capsella rubella, 1373 nucleotides long. RefSeq lists its product as uncharacterized. The annotation marks the transcript as partial. Lineage: Eukaryota; Viridiplantae; Streptophyta; Magnoliopsida; Brassicales; Brassicaceae. The transcript is spliced from 5 exons. Gene Ontology annotation, molecular function: nucleic acid binding; zinc ion binding. The record is from RefSeq and is a predicted model, not a curated record.
AUGAGGAAGAAAUUUGUACCCACACAUUACCAAAGAGAGACUCUUAACAAGCUUAGGCGUCUCAGUCAAGGUACUAAGUCUGUUAGAGAUUAUUAUCAAGAGCUGGAAACGCUUAUGAUCAGGGCUGAUCUAAGAGAAAGUGAAGACAUGGUUAUGUCAAGAUUUCUUGGAGGUUUAAACAGAGAGAUUCAAGACAAGGUAGAGUUGCAGAACUAUGAAGAUGUUCAGGAAAUGGAUAGUAAACCCGCGACAACCACCGUCAAAGAGGAAGUUAAAAUCGAUUACAAGCCCAAGAGUAGCACCUCUACAAGUCAUAUCAGGUGUUUCAAGUGCCAAGGAAUGGGGCAUUACUCAAGAGACUGUCCUAACAAGAGGAUGUUUCUUCUUCAAAAAGGAGGAGAAAUUGUGCCUGUAGAUAGUUCAGAAAGUGAACCAGAGCCUGAACUAGAUCAGGAAGGAGAAACCGCAGUCAUGGGAGAGAUGUUAGUGGCACGCAGAACUUUAAGUGUUCAGAUACUAUUAAAGUGUUCAGAUACCCAGAUGAUAGAGACCACUUCACAACCAAGACCUUAUCAGCUACAGUGGCUGAACAACAAGGGAGCUUUAACAGUUUCGCAGCAAGUGAUGGUGAAACUAGCGAUUGGGAAGAAUGAGGAUGAGUUGCUAUGUGAUGUGAUCCCAAUGAAGUCAAGUCAUAUUCUGCUGGGAAGACCAUGGCAGUUCGACAGGAGAGAUGUAUUUCCAGAAGAGAUACCUCCAGGUCUGCCGCCAAUACGUGGGAUAGAGCAUCAGAUCGACUUGGUACCUUGUUCAGUACUACCGAACAGACCCGCUUACAGAACUAAUCCAGUAGAGACUAAAGAACUUCAGAAGCAAGUAGAAGAACUGAUGAGCAAGGGACACAUCAGAGAGAGUCUUAGUCCAUGUGCAGUACCAGUGUUGCUUGUACCAAAGAAAGAUGGUUCAUGGAGGAUGUGUGUUGACUACAGAGCUAUUAACAACAUCACAGUGAAAGUGGACGAUGAGAAGGUCAAAGCUAUUAAGGAGUGGCCAACACCCCAAAACGUGGCAGAAGUGAGGAGCUUUCAUGGAUUAGCAGGAUUUUACAGGCGAUUUGUUCAAGAUUUCAGCACUAUUGCAGCGCCACUUACAGAAAUAGUCAAGAAGGAUGUAGGAUUCAGAUGGGAAGAAGCGCAAGAGAAGGCGUUUUCAACCUUAAAAGAGAAGCUUAUCACUGCCCCUAUUCUUUUACUUCCUGACUUUAUGAAAACUUUUGAAAUAGAAUGUGAUGCCUCCGGAGUGGGUAUAGGUGCUGUUCUGAUGCAGGACAGGAAACCAGUAGCUUACUUCAGUGAGAAGCUAGGAGGAGCGAU